Messenger RNA from Eufriesea mexicana, 4114 nucleotides. Its product is annotated as 6-phosphofructo-2-kinase/fructose-2,6-bisphosphatase. Gene Ontology annotation, biological process: fructose 2,6-bisphosphate metabolic process; fructose metabolic process. The record is from RefSeq and is a predicted model, not a curated record. Gene Ontology annotation, molecular function: fructose-2,6-bisphosphate 2-phosphatase activity; ATP binding; 6-phosphofructo-2-kinase activity. Lineage: Eukaryota; Metazoa; Arthropoda; Insecta; Hymenoptera; Apidae. Gene Ontology annotation, cellular component: cytosol.
GGAACACCAGUCUCUGGAACCUCCUCGACCUGUAUCGAGACAACGUUUCCACGUGAGGAAAGCUAUUUCUGCUCCGUUUCCAUUUCGUUCGCUUCAACAGUUUCAUGCGCUCGUAGCCGCGAGGCAUCAUCAGGCUGGUUUCCAUUUAACAUACUGUGCGAGGAAGCCGGUGGUAUCGACGGAUUGCUGCGACUCUGGGCGAAUCGACAGUCGAAUCCGAGAGAGCAACACCGAAGGUCUUGGUGGAUUAAAUUAAUCUUGCAAACCGGUCGGACGAGAACUGAUUCUCUAUCGGACGAUUCAGCUAAGUGUCGAAGUGAAACCACGUUGUCGUGGGCGUGAACGGGAGAGGAAACGACCAAGAGGGUGAGGUAGAAGAUACGUAGAAAUAUAACGAAGGCAGAGUGGAAGAGGAGACGAAAAGGGAACACCGGCGUGCAAGUGGACGGUGGGGCAGCACUGUGACUAUGUAAACUACUAGCAAAUACCAGCGCCUGCGCAUAGCCAACGAUCCGUAGCAACAACGUUUAUAAAGGUAGAUAGCAACGUGAUAGAGAGAUCGGGGACUAUUACACGAUCAGGUAGAUCGAGGGAAGAAAGGUUAGCGACAAGUCGAGCAAGAAACAUCGGAGUUCUGUGCUUUCCUUCGAGCCAAGACAAAGAAGCACGCAAACUGGCUCCGGAGGUGAGGAUCAAGCAAAUUGGAAUGAGGGAGGACCUGUUGUCCAUAAUACGGCACACGAGCAGCGACCAUUUUUCGGAAGAACUAUAGCCAAAGAGUGAACGGCAGAAGAGAGAAAAAGAGAAGUUGCGAUAGAAGACAGUUUUCGAGUAUUUCGUAUAAAUAGAGGGCUCUUGCUCGCUGGAUAUUUCAAGCAAAAGCGUUGCCAGCAUCGCUUUCAUACUUCCCAUCGUUGGAUCUCUGCUCUCCGUUUACCUGCUGCUCUAUACAUUGUUCCUGCUGGGAAACCGAGGACCCUACCGGAUAGUUUCUCGUCGGGUUAUGCCCUGGGUCGCCGCACCUUUUGACCUGCUGGCGGCUCCGAUUCUGGGUUACUGUCUGGCCGUGAGCAAACUCGCACUGCAAGCCGGCAUCUUCGAAGAAGAAAGCAUCGAUCGCGACACAGCAGCUAACGCAUCCAACACGUCGAGUAAACAGAAGGAGACCUCAUUGAGCGCUCACACCAUGGCUCCGAGUGCCGAGGAACAGCGCCAAGAACCCGGCAAGGACAAAAUGGUGAGGGCGCCGGGAAUAACGAAAUCGCCGCGCAAAUUCGCAGGGGUUGUGAUCGCCAUGUGCGGCCUUCCAGCCCGUGGAAAAAGCCAAGUGGCUCAAUGCCUUUCGCGCAGGCUCAACUGGAAUGGCGAUUCCACUAAAGUGAUGAAGGUGAGCGACUAUCGGAGAAAAAGAGUGCAGCCAUACGGAGAGGCGGUGUCGCACGAGCUGUUUCGUCCGGAUCACACGGCGAACGCAACAUUGAGAGCCCUGGCCCAACGAGACGCGAUGCACGACUGCGCCGCGUGGCUCGCAGGCGGGAAUUCCGUAGCUAUCCUGGACGCCACGCUGGUGACACGAGCGCAGCGCGCCGAGGUCUUCGACUAUUUUUCCGGGCAACUCGGUUAUCGCGUCCUUUUCAUCGAGUGCGUCUGCGAAGAUUCGGUCCUGCUGGAGAGAAAUUACAAGGAGAUAUUGCGGUACAGCGACGACUACGCUGACAUGGACCCGAUACAGGCCGAAGAGGACCUACGGCUCAAGGUAGCCCACUACGUUCGAUCCUACGAGCCGAUGGACGAAAAGACGUAUCCUCGAAUUCGUAUCGACACUGGCAGCAUGGACAUCGAGACUUGCAAGGUGUCCGGCCACAUAGAGUCCAGCGUGCUGGGAUAUCUAGGAAGCGUCACGAUUAAGCCGCAUACUCUUUAUUUCUCACGGCACGGUGAAAGCGAGUACAACGUGUUGGGUAAGGUCGGCGGCGACGCGGUGUUGAGCCCAAGAGGCGAGAGAUACGCUCAAGCAUUGGCUUCAAAGUUCAACGCAAUGCGUAUUCCUGAUCUGCGCGUGUUGACCAGUCGCCUUCGAAGAACUAUCGCGACUGCACGUGGCGUCGAGGCGCCACAGGAACACGUGGCAGCACUCAACGAGCUCUACGCUGGAGUCUGCGAGGGUCUUUCUUACGAGGAAAUGCAAGAACAUUACCCGCAGGAAUUUGCGUGGCGCGAUCAGGACAAGCUAUGCUAUCGCUAUCCAUGGGGAGAAAGCUACAUAGACGCGAUGCAACGCGUAGACCCGGUGAUCGCCGAGCUACAGAGGUCCAACAACAUCCUGGUGGUCUCCCACCAAGCUAUACUGCGUUGCAUCAUCGGCUACUUCAUGGACAAGAAGCCGAAGGAGCUGCCCUACAUGGAGGUGCCGUUGCACACCAUCAUCAGAGUCAGCAGUCAGGGCUACAAUUACAAGCUGGAGUUUUUUAAGCUACCCAUCGAGUGCGUGAACACGACUCGAGUGAAGCCAAAAAACUGUAGCCCCGACAGAACCGCGGAUGACGCUCUGAUCACGGUCCCACCGCAUUUCGACAUCCCUGAUCCCUGGAGAAAUCCUGGCAGCGGACCUACUCUCGUGCAGCAACACUGAGGAUCGCUCAGCGAUCCGCGAUAACGUCCAGAACUCGGCUUUUCUCGCGAGAGAUUCUUUAUCCGUCAGAUUUUCUUCGUCUACCCUGUUUUCAUUGGCAGCAACCAUGUAUCCUGCUGCUGGAGCCCUCUAUACGUUACGUUUAAGCAGUUUAGUUAUCGUUAGGAAUUAUAGGCAGUUUAAACGAUGUUGUAUUAGUUAUAAUAUAUCGUAGGCGUAGAUCAUACGACACGUAUUUUAAUUUCUACUGUAUUUGUAUCGUAAUAAUGGAAAAGACAGCUGCUCGGGCCACGAUUUCACAUCCGAUCGUCAAUCCGGAUUAUCGUGGCCUCGCGUACACGCAUCACCGUUCAUGCUCCGUUCGAAAGAUUAUCGAGCUUCGUAACCAAUAUCUCGAACGUUUAAAUCUCUUUCCUCGUUCGAAUCCGUCUGUGUCGAUGUUCACACGAAUCUAAGCUCUGACGAGUCUCCCUUCGCGCAGGAAAUUUAUCAAAUCGACGAUUGACACGAUUUAAUAAGCCAAUCGUGUCAUCUUUCUCCAGAUGUCCCUACUCUUUCGUGGCGUUCGCAUAACGAUUUUGUAGUGAGACAGUGAUCGCAGCUAGAGACGUAGCGGAUAGCAAAUUAGAUAGCGACCCAAAGCUUUCGCCAGUCUACGCUGAGCAGGCUUAACUUUGCAUGAACAUUUCACGCGUGGAUGUUAUUUGUCUUAGAGAAUUUUAAACUCGCGAGGUGCACUAGGAGGCACUAAUUUUUAACAAUGUGGACGCGAAACACGACUUUUGUAUCGUUAUUCUAAUUUGAGAACUGUAACGACGGAUACAGAAAUGACGUUUUCGACGGAAGUGCACGUUCGCGCACAGAAUCGACGGUGUAUGCGAGGAACUGUCAACGUUGCGUUGUCUUUCAAGAAACUUCAAAGCAGCAUUCGAGCAAAGAUAUUUUUCUCUACGACAAAACUGCGAGAAACAAUCGAUUGGGGCUGUUAGAAACAAAAGAUUGACGUUGCUAUUCGAGAGACGCGUUCUUCCGUCGAUAUAUCGCGUUUCGAUUAGGGUUAGGUCUAACUAUCGCGAAUCGUACAAGUGCACAGAAUGCUUCGUUAGGCAUAUCGUGGAAAUCUUCGAGAAUCUGCCAGAAAUUUUCGAAGAUUCGCGAAUGCGGAGUGCGAAUUGAGGAAGAAAUAAGCUGCACUGUGGUCUACUUAUUAAGAAACGGCAGGACAGGGAGGAAAUUUAUUUUUCAUAGAACGUCGAACGUGUCUCUGUGGUCAGCAACAUUGUUUCUCUUUGAUUUUCGCGAAGCAAACGACAACAGUCAUCUAGUCGAUCAAUUGGCGAACAUUUUGACAUUAUUUUCUUUAUUAUUUUGCUACGACAAACGGAAUGAAAGAUUAAGGAGCGUUAUUAGAUGUUUAAGUCGUAUUGUAGAUACUUCUCAAGUCUUUUGUUUGUUUUUUUUUAAUUGUACAUUACGAAUAAA